CCAAGAUCUCGACGGUGAGAAUGGCAACGGCGCAUUGCUCACCAAAAGCGAGAGCGCGAUGAGACAAGGAAGGGGGUGAGGCGGACGGCGGCGGGGCCAUCGGAAUAGGCGGGAGGCGACGACGGGAGGACGGCGGACUCUCGCCGAGGCAGAUACAGCGGAUUGGCACGAAGAAGUGGAAAGCACAUGCCCAGCGGGGGCGCCCCUCUCGCCGUCUUCCUCGUCUCGUCCCUCAAGGCCGGCGCGCGCCUCCGCCACGGGGAGCAGCUCCACGCGCUCGCCGCCAAGUCGGGCCUCCUCGCCUCCAACCCCUUCGUCCGCAACUCCCUCCUCGCCUUCUACGCCCGGCUCCCCUCCCCCCAGGCGCCGGCGCUCGCCCGCCACCUGUUCGACGAAAUACCCCUGGCCCUCCGCGACCCCGCCGCCCACAACACCCUCCUCGCCGCCCUCGCCCGCGCGGGCCGGCUCGACCUCGCGCGGCGCAUGCUCGCGGAGAUGCCCCACAGGGACACCGUCUCGUACACCACCGUCUUGACCGCCCUCGCGCGUGCCGGCCAUGCGGAGGACGCCGUGGCCGUCUUCCGUGGCAUGCUCGCCCAGGACGUGCCUCCCAACGAGGUGACUCUUGCGGGCGUGCUCACCGCACUGGCCCAGGAGAGGCCCCCGGUGCCGGUGGGUGUGGCGCAUGGAGUCGCCGUGCGACGUGGGCUCGACGGAUUUCUCAUUGUGGCCACCAACCUGGUCCACGCUUAUGCAGCAGCGUCACAGGUUUGUUUUGCCCGUGAGAUCUUUGAGCAGAUGCCGCAUAAGAACACAGUCACUUGGAAUGCCAUGCUUAAUGGUUAUCUGAAGACUGGGAUGGUUCAUAUGGCUGCUGAGGUUUUUGGGAGGAUCCCGGAAAGGGAUGCGGUCUCUUGGUUGACGAUGAUAGAUGGGUAUAUCCGUGCAGAUUGUGCAUCAGAAGCCCUGAGGGCAUAUGUUGCCAUGAUGGCUGAGGUGGACACGAGGGGCAAUGCGGCGCUGCUUGUUGAUUUGUUAAAGGUGUGUGCUCGACAUGCUGCGGUUUUAGAAGGGCAGCAACUACACACAGUCAUUCUGAAGGAUGGUUUUGAUGCCCAUCCGUUUGUGCAAGCGACCCUUAUCCAUUUCUAUGGUUCUUGUGAUCGUCUUGCCCUUGCCCGGAUGCAAUUCAAAUUAUCAGACAAGUCACACAUUGCAUCUUGGAAUGCUCUCAUGUCUGGUCUACUACACAGGAACCUAAUGCGUGAAGCAAGGCAACUGUUUGAUGACAUGCCUGAGAGGGACACCAUUUCAUGGAGUACUUUGUUAUCUGGGUAUGUACAGAGUGGACAUUCAAACAAGGCUUUGCAGCUAUUCUACUUGAUGCUGGGUGCUGGUGUUGAACCAAACGGCAUCACUUUGGCAAGUACUCUAUCCGCAGUUGCUGAUUCUGGCACAUUGGAGCAAGGCAGAUUUAUUCAUGACUAUAUAAUCAGCAAAUCAAUCCAACUUACAGACAACCUGAGUGCUGGACUGAUUGAUAUGUACGCAAAGUGUGGUAGUGUCGCUGAUGCAGUUCAAUUAUUCAGUUAUGUUAAGCAUAAGUUAUCUUCUGUGUCUCCUUGGAAUGCUGUCAUCUGCAGUUUAGCCAUCCACGGCCAUGCACACACGUCGCUUGAACUGUUCUCAGAACUACAAAGCACCAAUAUUAAGCCCAACUCAGUCACAUACAUUGGUGUCUUAAAUGCAUGCUGUCAUGCUGGGCUGGUAACCGAAGGGAGGCACCAUUUUGAGUCCAUGAGGAGAGAAUAUGGAAUCCAACCAACAAUUAAACACUAUGGUUGCAUGGUUGAUCUUCUUGGUCGAGCUGGACACUUGGAAGAGGCAGAAAGUCUUAUCCAGAUGAUGCCUAUGAAAUCAGAUGUGGUGAUAUGGGGCAGCAUCCUUGCAGCCGCGAGGACACAUGGAAAUGUAGCCUUAGGAGAAAAGGCUGCGGAAGAAUUAGCCAAGAUUGAUCCAAACCAUGGAGCAUCCAAAGUGGCCUUAUCUAAUAUCUUUGCUGAGGCUGCUCGUUGGAGUAAUGUGUCCUUGGUGAGGAAGGAACUCCAGGACGAAAAUAUUGAGAGGUUUUCUGGAAGCAGUGGAGUUGUUCAGUAAUGGGUCAUUUCAUUUCCUGAUUGGAUUCUUCUUGUGCAACAACUAUGAUAGCAAGCAGUUUCUUUUGUGUGAUUAUUCAUUUGGUUUGCCGUACGUACAGUUAUGAUUUGUUAAAGAACUAAAAUGGCAGCAACUGAAUAUAUAUGACAAAGCUGACAGGCAAUACAUCUCCAGAAAACUGCUAUUUUCUUCUUUAGGCAGUUACACUACUCCUUUGCAUGUAAAACUGCUAUUUAGAAAAUCUAUGUAUGAACUUCAGAACAAAAUAUUUAAUUGCACGUUACUUACCAUUAUGUCACAUGUGCAAAUCCUAAAAACAUUGUCUUGCUUCCUAUCCUUUUGGACCAAAUUUGCCUGGCCGUUCUUGCUUUCACUUUCUGCACUAUGUUAAAAUCACAUGGAUAUUCAGGAAAAGGUUAGGAUGCUACGAGAAAUAUCAGUCUUUCUUCUCACAAUAUAUGCUUUACACAUUUGCUUCAGAUAUAGGCCUUCUAAAUGGUAUCCUCGCAUCACAGGUUUUGUGUUCAGAUUCUAUGCAGGCAGAUUUAAGAUUAUCAAGUUCAGUUUUGAUUUGCUCUUCUCUGUAGAGAUUUUUCAUGCUCGAUUGUUUUUUUCCAUUUACCAAUCUAGAAUUCAUAUGAGACAUGGUUUGCAUGUCAGUGCCGAUUACCUCUGGUUUGGUAAAAUAGUUAACAAGUACUCCCUCUGUAAACUUUUAUAAGACGUUUUAGGUCACUAAAGAAGUUUAUAGAGGGAGUACUGAUCAUGAUUCAUGUAGGUGGUAAAGGUUGUUACCACAAUGGUGUUCCCUUUCUUUCUGUGUAGUUUACAGUGGUACAUUGUGGCAAGCUAGCAUUCAGUUUUUUUUCAUCCUUAGAAGGGAAGAAUUGGCUGCUUCCUAGUUCCCUUUAUGUACAUCAAGAUUUUUUUUCUCAAACAGGCACCUAAGUGCUCGUCAUUGUAUUAGAAGGAACGCCAAGAUGGUGGGAGUCUUACAAAGACGAACUAAAAAAUGAAAGCAAAAACAGAAAGCAAAGGCAAAGAAAGAAACAUUAAAAGAAAACUGUACACCAGCCUAGCGUCAAUUUCAGGGCGUCAAUUGCAGCACUAUAGUUGCAUCGACCAUCCUUAAAAUGAUUACUCAGAUUUAGGAAUGUGUUGCUGAUUGCCAAGUAGGCAGGUUUGUAUCAUCCUAUGAAUCAUAUGAGAAGGGCUGUAGAUACAUAUGUUAUCAUAAAACUCCAGUGUGCAUUAAAGCAUGUUCUUAUUCCUUUAUUUGUGUCAUUUUUGUUUUGUAGUCAAGUUGCAUGGUUCACCUUGAAGUUGUGAUAAUGUCGAUAAUUUUUGCAGUAUCUAUCUUAGAGUCUGAUGGAUAUGCCUCAUGGUGUUGCAUUUACUCUCAAAUCAAGACAUCUUUCUCCUCUCGUCAAAGGUUGCUACAAAACAAUAUAGCUCGGAGUUCAGAUGUGAACUAAUCAAAUACAAGCUGCAAUGAGCCUAGGCUGUUCAGUAACAUUGUUAAAGGAAUAUUUCGACAAAAGGGAUUUUACUACUGCCAUUGUCAUGGGUUCAAGUCCUGGAAACAGCCUCUUACAGAAAUGUAGGGAAAGGCUGCGUACUAUAGACCCAAAGUGGUCGGACCCUUCCCUGGACCCUGCGCAAGCGGGAGCUACAUGCACCAGUUUGUUGAAGCUGGUACCAUGAUUUCGCCCACAAUUUAAACCAGGCGUCAGUUGUCAUAUCAUGAAUGACAUGCCGUGAUAAGUUCUGGCUAAUGCAGUGCAGACUCUGUUGAUAAGGCCAGUAGAAAAGGCAGCAUAUAUAUGCAAGCUCACUAACAUUAGCACUUCAAUUUUCCCUGACCCCAUCUAUUUGAUGAGGAGAGGUGUGUAUCAAGGAAAAGUAAACAAGAAUAGGCAUUUUCCUUUUGAUCAUUGCCCUGCAAACUCAGAAUUCUUGCCUAUAAUUAUUUGGGCUGCAAUAUGUGAGCUUAGGAUACUGUUUCCAAUUUUCUAACCUUUUCUUUUCUGUGCAAGGGCGGCAAUAUGUUUGAAGAGUGAGUCAUUUAUCACCCAUUGUAUUUGUGUAUGCUGACAUAUGGAAGAAAGUGCUAAGUUGUACAGAUGAUUCUUCAUGUAGCCACAGAUGGGGGAAAAUAUUCUUGUGUAACGUAAACUCAGUGAAGCAGCAAGCUUUUUGCUUGACUGAGUAAUACUUUUGUUUCAGUAAUACUCCAUCAUUAGUACUUGUAACGCCAGAGUUUUUUUUUUAAUCUUA
Triticum dicoccoides is the source of this 4434-nucleotide messenger RNA. RefSeq names its product pentatricopeptide repeat-containing protein At5g19020, mitochondrial-like. The record is from RefSeq and is a predicted model, not a curated record. The coding region runs from base 187 to 2157 and encodes 656 amino acids. Lineage: Eukaryota; Viridiplantae; Streptophyta; Magnoliopsida; Poales; Poaceae. The transcript is spliced from 3 exons. Gene Ontology annotation, biological process: RNA modification. Gene Ontology annotation, molecular function: RNA binding; protein binding.